Piliocolobus tephrosceles (Ugandan red Colobus) is the source of this 2432-nucleotide messenger RNA. RefSeq names its product galectin 12 (gene LGALS12). Gene Ontology annotation, molecular function: lactose binding. The record is from RefSeq and is a predicted model, not a curated record. Gene Ontology annotation, cellular component: cytoplasm. Lineage: Eukaryota; Metazoa; Chordata; Mammalia; Primates; Cercopithecidae. The transcript is spliced from 10 exons. The coding region runs from base 1124 to 2116 and encodes 330 amino acids. Gene Ontology annotation, biological process: intrinsic apoptotic signaling pathway.
CCCUGCUGGGUAGCAGCUGGCUGGUUCACACAAAAACCACCUCUGGGUUUGCUUUACAGAACUGCAGUCCAAGUCAGUUCUUCAAAAGACUUCUUCUACCCAAAGACCUCAUCCUUACAAUCUUCUUACCCUUGCUGGAUGCUUCUGCCCUGUUCUAAUAUGCCCGGCGUAGGCUGCUUGGCUGGGAGCUGGACCAAUGCUGCGGAUCCCACGGAUUCUUCUAAUUCAAGGGGAGAAAUGCUAUUUAGACCUGUGAAAGGAGGGUUCGAGCAAGCACCUUGACCGCUACGGAGAGUGGGCUCAGAGCUCUAGUCCAGCUCGUGCCCGGCUCCUGGUUAGGCCUCAGGCAAUCUUGGGAUGAAUGGAGAGUGUUGUGGAACUAGGUGCUGGAGCGGGUUCAGUUCCUCGGCCAAAGAGAGACUCUGGAAUUCCCGGGGACGGAAUCGGGAAGAGGAUGAAGAAGGGCGCCUCGCCUCUGUCCUAAGCCAGAUGGGAGGAACCUCUGCAGAGCUAGAGCCGGUCUUAACGCCACCCUCCGGAGCUACCACCACUGCCUCACCUCCAUAUAAAACACGGCAGGAAUGAGGGAGGGGCUGCCUGGCUCGCUUUGAUUCGCUUUAUAAGCGGUCGUUCUGAAAUGUUCGCUCAUGAUGGCUAACAGACAACACAAUCACCAAAUGUCUAAGAAAAGGAGCUUUGAGGGCAACGGCCCGCUGGGACCUGAAGGACAAUUACGGAAAGGGCCCCCAUUCUCCGGGCUGACCUGAGUGGGGCACAGUUGAACGUCUGGGCGCAGGCUGCUGGUCCUUGCGCCCGGUACCGGCGGUUCGCGAGGCGGGUUUGGGGCUGGGUGGGGGAAUCCUAGGGAGGCGGGGCGCGUACUUCCCCCGGGCCCCCGGGCUCAGGUCCAUCCCGCCUCUGCUGCCUCGCCGGCCCCCAGGCCUUGCAAGCGACUACGCUCCUGGGCCGCUCCAGACAGCGUUAAGACCCUGCAGGGCGCAGGUGAGACUAACAGCUGGGAGAGCUGCACGAGGCAUUUAGGACCUGGCUGGGACAGGUGAGUCAGCCCAGUGGGGGCAGGGCUCCCGGAACGAGGAUCUACAGUUGAAGUUGCCCCACCCUCAUGUCACCUGGAGAAAAACUGGACCCAAUUCCUGACGGCUUCAUUCUGCAACCGCCAGUCUUCCACCCGGUGGUUCCUUAUGUCACGACCAUUUUUGGAGGCCUGCAUGCAGGCAAGAUGGUCAUGCUGCAAGGAGUGGUCCCUCUAGAUGCACACAGGUUUCAGGUGGACUUCCAGUGUGGCUGCAGCCUGAGUCCCCGGCCAGAUAUCGCCUUCCACUUCAACCCUCGUUUCCAUACCGCCAAGCCCCACGUCAUUUGCAACGCUCUGCAUGGUGGACGCUGGCAAAGGGAGGCCCGCUGGCCCCACCUGGCCCUGCAGAAAGGCUCCAGCUUCCUCAUCCUCUUUCUCUUUGGGAAUGAGGAAGUGAAGGUGAGUGUGAACGGACAGCACUUUCUCCACUUCCGCUACCGGCUCCCACUGUCUCAUGUAGACACGCUGGGCAUAUUUGGUGACAUCCUGGUAGAGGCUGUUGGAUUCCUGAACAUCAAUCCAUUUGUGGAGGGCAGCAGAGAGUACCCAGCUGGACACCCUUUCCUGCUGAUGAGCCCCAGGCUGGUGAGUGAACCUCCCUCCCGCUCCAUCAGGGCUGGGGGCGCAGUCUGGGAGGUGCCCUGCUCACAGGCUCUUCCGCAGGGUCUCUGGCCCGGGCAGGUCAUCAUAGUGCGGGCACUGGUCUUGCAAGAGCCAAAGCAUUUCACUCUGAGCCUGAGGGACCAGGCUUCCCGUGCUCCUGUGACACUCAGGGCUUCCUUCACAGACAGAACUCUGGCCUGGAUAUCCCCCUGGGGGCAGAAGAAGCUGAUCUCAGCCCCCUUCCUCUUUUACCCCCAGAGAUUCUUUGAGGUGCUGCUCCUGUGCCAGGAGGGAGGGCUGAAGCUGGCGCUCAAUGGGCAGGGCCUGGGGGCCACCAGCGUGAACCAGCAGGCCCUGGAGCAGCUGCGGGAGCUCCGGCUCAGUGGAAGUGUCCAGCUCUACUGUGUCCACUCCUGAGGAGGGGUGCAGGGAAACCCUGACAGAAAGCAGGAAGGUCAGCCCACACCCAGGGCCCAACUCUCCUCCCCUCAUUAAACCGUCCACCUGACACCAGCACAUCAGGCCUGGCUCACUUACCGGCUCACGGGCCUGAGUCUGCAGGGGCUUUGGGCCUGAGGGAAGGCACAAGGGUGCAAAGGUUCCUCGGACUCUGCGCCUUCCUCCACCAGGAGCCUGGGAUUUGGCUCCAUCUGCCUUCAGGGCCUGAACUGCACUCAUAGAGGCAGGUUUUGUAGACUAACAAAGAUACUCCAAAAUACAAUGGCUUAAAGAA